Messenger RNA from Eurytemora carolleeae, 1164 nucleotides. RefSeq lists its product as uncharacterized. The transcript is spliced from 2 exons. NCBI's taxonomy places the organism in Eukaryota, Metazoa, Arthropoda, Copepoda, Calanoida, Temoridae. The coding region runs from base 125 to 988 and encodes 287 amino acids. The record is from RefSeq and is a predicted model, not a curated record.
UUUAUUAGUUCUUAGUAACGAUUAGCAGCUAAAGUGUGUAUACUGUAUAGUGCUAGGAAUAUUGAAAUAGCUAAUUCUUUUGCAUAGAACUUCACUUCAUUAAAGGUCUAAAUCAUAGCACACCAUGCCACGAUAUGUCAAGCUUGGACGUAAACCUCUUCCUGUUGGAGUUGGACAUCACUGGGCAGUUCGAGUAGAAACCGGCCGUUUAGAUGGUUGCUGGUAUGAGCUUUUACCGGAUGGUUCUGGUUCACGAGGUUCAGGCAGAAAUCUUGGGAGUUUAAGAGGAUCCAAUAUUUCAGGAAGUUCGGGAGAUCCUGAUCGAAAUGAGAUUGUGAGAAGUCAUACCAAAGUAGCAAAGAGUGGAGCAGGGGCUUUGGGAGGCUCAACUGUUGGUAAAACAACAAAAUCUGAUGAAGAAAUAGAUGACUUCAUUUCAAGGUGGUUAAAACAAAAUCAAAGAUAUGGUGUUUAUGCAGCAAAUUGUCAAACAUUUGCAACUGAGUUCAUAGCAUGGUUAACUGAUGAUAAUUAUAACAUUUCAGUGUCACAUGAUGCUGGGAAAAUACUAACCAACUCAAGCAAACGGACUCAUGCUGCAGCACAUGAAGGAACUGCAUAUGCAACUGCAUCAUAUGGAGAAAUACGAGAAGCAAUGGGUUCUGUAGCUGUAGCGGGUCGAUUACCAACUGUGAUGGCAGGGGUAUCAGCUGGAACAGAAGGGUUUUAUGCUGUUGCUGAAGCUUCUGCAUUUCGUGCUGAAGCAAAUUAUGGAAAUUUUAUUGGUGGCCAUAUUGAUUUGAAUGUCAAUACAGGAGCAGGGGUUAGAAACGGCAAUGUUGAAGCACACCUCUUGGGUUUCGGAGGAAGGGUAGGAACAGAUGGAGUAGAAAUCAAUACACCACUAGGAGGCGUUCGUAUUCCUGUUCUUGGUGCACCAAUUAAUUGGAUUGGAGGACUAUUCCGUUUAUUUGUUCCCAGACGUUGAAAAGUUGUCUACCUUAAUCGCUGGUGAAAGGGAUAAGUGUAAUUUAAAGAGACCCUUAAUGCAAAGAUGGCAAAGCCUGACUCGACACAAUGGUACCCAAUUGAAACACUUAUCUGAUCAAUUAUGUUGAAGAUGUUGUCAUUGGCUUAACCCUAUUCCUGCUGGGGGGGGGGGUC